Dermacentor albipictus is the source of this 769-nucleotide messenger RNA. RefSeq lists its product as uncharacterized. Lineage: Eukaryota; Metazoa; Arthropoda; Arachnida; Ixodida; Ixodidae. The record is from RefSeq and is a predicted model, not a curated record.
AGAACCGUUUCCACGUCACUUCCCCCUACGGCGGCGGAUUCGAGUUUUCUUUUUGUUUUGAGUUGAAGACACCACGCUUCCUUCGAAUCUGGUAUAAAAGAACAGCCACUCUCGGACGGGGAAUCACCAUUUCCAAAGAUCUCGCCAGAAGACACCCAUCUCCGUCGACAUGAAGACCUUCACGGCCGUUGUCUGCGCCCUCCUAGUCUGCAGCGUUUACGCUGAGGAGGAGAAGGUCGAAGCGCGCGGUGGCCUUGUGGGCGCUGGUCUCGGUGGCUACGGCGCCGGUGUAGGACCUGGCGGCGUUGGUCUCGGAGGCGUCGGUCUGGGACAUGGUGGCCUCGGAGGAUACGGAGGAGGCUUCCAGUCCGGAUACGGCUCUCAGGCCGGCGGCCACCAGGGUGGAUUCCAGAGAGGCGCUGCCGGACACAACCAGGGUUCCGCGGGUUUCGCCGGCGGUGCUUCCAACAGGAACGUGAACGCCUACAAUGACAACAAGGGCUACAGCCACAGCUCGGGCUUUUCGGCCUCGGACAGCAAGAAUUUCGGUACCGGACACAAGCAGGGAUCGUCCGGGUUCCAGGGUGGCGCUGCCGGACAGCAGGGAGGCUACGGACAGUCGUCUUUCGGACACCAGGCCGGCGGCGGCUACGGCGGCGGAUACCUCGGCUGAAGAGUCGGUGCUUUACCAACAGACUCGAGGAUCUACUUCGCUACAAGGUCACCUCAGGAGAGAAUAAACGGCACCCAUUUUAUUUAUAAGUACAAA